AUGGUGCAAGAUCCUCGCGAGACCCAGCUGGAGCUGGCGCCCAAGAACCGCGUCGCCAUCUUCUACGAGAACGGUGGACCGGACAAGAUCUCGAUCAAGGACAUCGACAAUGUCAAGCAAUCCGAGCUCAAUCCCGGCGAGGUGCUUGUUCGGGUCCUCUUCACGGGUGUCUGCCACUCGGACCUGCACGCACUUCAGGGCGACUGGCCCUUCCCACCCAAACUGCCCCUCAUCGGCGGACACGAAGGAGCCGGAAUCGUCGUCGCUCUCGGACAGGGUGCUUCCGAGUACGUCCAGGUCGGCGAUCGCGUCGGCAUCAAAUGGAUCGCCGACGCCUGCCUCAAUUGCGAAUACUGUCGAUUGUCGCACGAGAUCAACUGCCCGCAGUACAAGCCCAGCGGAUAUGCGGUCGAUGGAACCUUCCAACAAUACGUCCGACACACCGCCCGUUACCUGACCAAGAUCCCCGAUGGAUUGGAGCUCUCCCAAGCUGCUUCGAUCCUCUGUGCUGGAGUGACGAUCUAUCGCGCGCUCAAAGAGGCAUCCUUGCAACCCGGUAACUGGGUGGUCAUUCCCGGAUCCGGUGGUGGACUGGGUCACCUCGGCGUCCAGUACGCUCGCAACGCCGGUCUACGCGUAAUUGGAAUCGACACAGGCUCCGAAAAGCAAACCAUGUCGCAGCAACUAGGCUGCGAAGUAUUCAUCGAUUUCAAGACCACCUCGGACGUCGCCACCGCCAUCAAAGACGCUACGGGAGGCAUCGGCGCCCACGCCGCCGUCGUAGCAGCCGCCAGCCCCGCAGCCUACGAACUCGCCCUCGACUACAUCAGACCCAGAGGCACACUAGUCAUCGUUGGAAUGCCCAACUCCAUCCUACCUGUGUCCAUCUUCAAGACAGUACUCAUGACGCACAAGAUCGUAGGCUCCGCCGUCGGCAACAGACAGGAUGCGGUGGAAGCACUCGAAAUCGCAGCACGAGGUAUGGUCAAGGUCCACUUCACUCUCAAGGGUUUGAGCGACCUUCCCAGCGUGUUUGAGGAUAUGAUCCAGGGCAGGAUCGCUGGGAGGAUCGUGUUGGAUGUUGAUAAGUGA
This is a messenger RNA of Pseudozyma hubeiensis SY62, 1092 nucleotides long. Its product is annotated as alcohol dehydrogenase. Gene Ontology annotation, molecular function: oxidoreductase activity; zinc ion binding. Bases 1 to 1092 code for a protein of 363 amino acids. The record is from RefSeq and is a predicted model, not a curated record. The transcript has 3 exons. Lineage: Eukaryota; Fungi; Basidiomycota; Ustilaginomycetes; Ustilaginales; Ustilaginaceae.